Merops nubicus (carmine bee-eater) is the source of this 3441-nucleotide messenger RNA. It is a transcript of the gene TACC2, whose product is annotated as transforming, acidic coiled-coil containing protein 2. Gene Ontology annotation, biological process: mitotic spindle organization; cell population proliferation; cerebral cortex development. Gene Ontology annotation, cellular component: cytoplasm. NCBI's taxonomy places the organism in Eukaryota, Metazoa, Chordata, Aves, Coraciiformes, Meropidae. The annotation marks the transcript as partial. The record is from RefSeq and is a predicted model, not a curated record. The transcript is spliced from 16 exons.
GAGCUCUGACUCUGAAGAAGCAUUUGAGACCCCAGAGUCCACUACACCAGUAAAGGCACCACCUUCACCUCCACAGCCACCCCCCGAGGCAGCGGCCGUAGCAGACCUAGCAGAACAAGAGAAAAAAAACCAGCUGCCCUCGGAAGACACAGGGCCAUGUCCAGAAACUGUACCCGUCACUGAUGUGUCACACAGCGAGUCGGCUGAGGAGAGCCCCUUCCGUCCCCCGUCCCAUUCCUUCUCCACCGUCUUCGAUGAGGACAAGCCCAUAGCCAGCAGUGGAACUUACAACUUGGACUUUGAUAACAUUGAGUUGGUCGAUUCUCUCCAUGCCUUAGGACCGAGCUCUCCAGAGCUGAAGAGCCGUGACCCCAAAGCGAAUGUUCGAAGGAAAUCCACGGAUUCAGUCCCCGUUUCCAAAUCCACCUUGUCUCGAUCUCUCAGCCUGCAAGCCAGUGAUUUUGAUGGGGCAUCUUACCUGGGCACCAGUGAGACGUUAGCACCGGCAGCAGAUGUGUAUGGUACUGGGUCAAGUAGUGCUUCUAGUACCCUUAAAAGAACAAAGAAAUCCAGACCGGCUUCCUUAAAAAAGAAGCAGACGGCAAAAAAAUCUCUGGAUGCUCCACCAGUGAAGGAGACACCACAAGAACCAUCUGACCUUGGCCAAGCAGCUUGUGCCCUGGGUGAGGAUAAAACAGUAUCUGAAGCAAAGGCUGAUCCAGUGAAGCCUGAAUGUACAGAACCUUCUAAAACCUCUGCUGAGAAACAGGAGGCCCCACCUGUGCCUGAGGGAUCCUACCCUUCAGAUCCAGACAGUUUUGAAGGGAUUAGUGCAUUUAGCACUGGAGGCAGCAAAGUGCAAAACUCUCCCCCUGCCACUAAGAAAACACUACCUCUUACCAAGGCACCAGAGGCUGUGGAGGUGACUCCCCCUGACACGGGAGGACAAGAGGACCCCCCGGUCAAAGGCAUUGCCGUGAGGCUGGAGUUUGAUUAUUCUGAAGAAAAAGGGGUGAGUGAAGACCAGCAGGAGAGCACUCCUCCUCCCAAAAAAGCAGGUAAAAAGCCCGGUGCUAAGAUGCCACUAAGGAGGCCAAAGACUAAAAAAUCAGUGGAAAAGCUUGACAAUGCUCCAACCACACCGACCAAGUCACCGCCUGAUCCAAACGAAAUCCCCAUCACAAAAGGCUCUUACACAUUUGACAUUGACAAGUGGGAUGAUCCCAAUUUUAACCCCUUCUCAUCUAGUACAAAAAUGCAAGAAUCGCCCAAACUGCCUCAACAAACGUACAGUUUUGAGCCAGACAUGUGUGAGGACUCUAUUGACCCUUUCAAGUCGUCUUCUAAGAUAGCCAGCUCACCCUCUAAAUCUCCAGCUUCCUUUGAGAUACCAGCCAGUGCCAAUGAAACAAAUGGAACUGAAGGAGACAACCUGAACAAACCUGCCAAAAAGAAGAAGACGCCACUAAAAACGGUGAAAAAAUCACCAAAAAGAUCCCCACUCUCUGAUCCUCCUUCUCAGGAUCCCACUCCACUGCCUACUCCAGAAACACCUCCUGUCAUAUCCACAGUGGUUCAUGCCACAGAUGAGGAGAAACUGGCAUCUUCAGUGACCAGCCAGAAAUGGACCUGCAUGACUGUGGACCUGAACACAGAUAAACAGGAUUACCCACAACCAUCUGACCUGUCUACGUUUGUAAAUGAGACUAAGUUCAGCUCUCCUACAGAGGAAUUGGAAUAUGGCAACUCAUAUGAAAUAGAAUAUAUGGAGAAAAUAGGUUCCUCUGUGCCUCAGGAUGACAGCACCCCGAAGAAACAAUCUUUAUACCUAGUGUUUGAUGCACAGCAGGAGAGCCCAGUCAAAUCCCCUCCCCUCAGACUGUCUGAUUCCACCACACCGUGCUCAGGGUCAAGCUUUGAAGACCCUGAAUCCCAGCAGUCCUCUGGAAUGAAAAUACAACAUCCAGCUUCCCGAGUCCUAGCUGCCAGCCAAGAGGCACACUUACAGUCUCCUGACAAGGCAAAGCAGAAAGACCUGGAGCCCAUGACCCUAGGAACAACUCCAGAGGCUAUUGAAAUAACAUCUCCUGAAGACUCCUUUGUCUCUGCUGAUGCUCUUCUCAAUAGGAUAUCUAAGAAAACCUCAAUAUGUGAUCAGCCUGAAUAUCUAGAUCCUGACUUAGCUGAAAAGAAUCCCCCAGUAUUUGCUCAGAAACUUCAGAGAGAACCUGCUAUCCCAGCAGAUGUGUCCAUCUCCAAAAGCACACUCUACUCCCGGCUGGGCGCCUCGGAUGCAGAAAGCCCCACGGGACUCCUCUACCCCCAGCAGGACCUGGACUCUGCACUGCGACUGGCCAGAGCAGAGAUUGUGGCCAAGGAAAGAGAAGUAUCUGAGUGGAAAGAGAAAUAUGAAGAAAGCAGAAGGGAAGUGAUGGAAAUGAGGAAAAUCGUGUCAGAAUAUGAGAAGACGAUUGCUCAGAUGAUAGGCAAGCCUGAGGAUGAGCAGAGAGAGAAAUCUGUCUCCCAUCACACCGUUCAGCAGCUCAUCGUGGAGAAGGAACAAGCUUUGGCAGAUCUGAACUCAGUGGAGAAGUCACUGGCAGAUCUUUUCAGGAGAUAUGAAAAAAUGAAAGAGGUGUUGGAGGGGUUUCGGAAGAAUGAAGAAGUGCUAAAGAAAUGUGCACAGGAAUAUUUAUCACGAGUAAAGAAGGAAGAGCAGAGGUAUCAAGCACUCAAAAUUCAUGCUGAGGAAAAACUGGACAGAGCCAAUGCUGAAAUUGCACAAGUGAGAGGCAAGGCCCAGCAGGAGCAAGCAGCCUAUCAGGCCAGCCUUCGGAAGGAGCAGCUCAAAGUGGACGCGUUGGAACGAACACUGGAACAGAAGAAUAAAGAGAUAGAAGAAUUAACAAAGAUUUGUGACGAACUGAUUGCCAAAAUGGGGAAAAGCUAACUUUGAACCAAAUUUCUGGACUUCGAUCCCGAGUGCAAUAUGACCAUUGGCACACUGAUGUCCAUACAUUUAUGUGGACAGGUUAUAUUUUCACUUUUUCGUAUGCACUACUGUAUUUUCUUUCUAAAUAAAGUUGAUUUAAUUGUAUGCAGUACUAAGACGACUAUCAGAAUUUCUUGCUAUUGUUUGCAUUUUCAUAGUAUAAUUCAUAGCAAGUUGAUCUCAAAGUUCCUGUAUCAGGGAGAUUGUCAAGUUCUCUAAGAAAUUACAAAUUGCUGAUCCUAGCCUUCCCUUUGUACAUGAGUUCCCAUGUUGGAUGUCUUUUGGAUUUAAUAUAAACAUGUAUUACUUGCAUGGGGACUCUUGCCUUAAGGAGUGUAAACUUUAUCUGCAUUUGCUGAUUUGUAAAAUAAAAUUUAAAAUGAAAAAAAAAAAAUGCAUGUCACAAAUGAAAUUCUCUAUUGUAAAUAAAUUUUUUCGUUGGAAGUUGA